AUGGAGGGGAAAUACGAAACCCUAACCUACGGCACCGCCGCCCCUUCCUCUUCGCGCCGCGAGGACCAUGUUGCAUCGCCGGGCAAGUGGAGGGACUGGGCGUCGCUACCCCGGGACGUCCUAUACGUCGUUCUCAGCAAACUCCCGCAGACGGAAAUCCUCGGCGCUGCAGUGCUCGUGUGCUCGCCAUGGCGGCGGCUAGCCUUGGAGGAGCACCUGCUGUGGCGGCGCAUCGAUCUACGUCUGUGGGACGAGAAAGAGCGGCACCCGGACGGAUGGAAGGCCAUGGCUCUCGCCGCACUGGAGCGCAGCGCCGGCAGGUGCGAGUCGUUCAAAGGCCACGUGGACGCCGACGUCCUAGUCCACCUCGCCAACAGAGCGCCAUUGCUGAGGAAGCUCAAUGUCACAGGCUGGCCUUACAUCAAGGACAAAAAACUCGUCAGGGACAUCAUCAAGAAGCUCCCUCUCCUGGAGCGCCUCGUGCUCUCGGACGGCCGUUUCCAGGAAGAGCUACUUCUUGCCCUUCUUGACUACUGCCCACGCCUUGAGCUGCUAGAUCUCACUGACUCUUGGCCAACGUUUAGGGUCUGGGAAGAGCCUAUUAACACGACGAUCCAGAACUGCAACAUCAAAUACCUCUGCAUGCCACUCGAGGUUUUGGACUAG
This is a messenger RNA of Lolium perenne, 666 nucleotides long. Its product is annotated as putative F-box/LRR-repeat protein 22. The record is from RefSeq and is a predicted model, not a curated record. Gene Ontology annotation, molecular function: protein binding. Lineage: Eukaryota; Viridiplantae; Streptophyta; Magnoliopsida; Poales; Poaceae.